GGUGGAUUUGACCCAACGUUGGGUCAAAGAUUGUGACCCAACACGAUGGGUUAAAUGAAAGCGAGGCUCGUUCUUCCGCCGUUUCUGGACAAAAGGCGCCAGGACGUCAACGACCAUAGCUCCGAUGGAUGAUUUUGUGAAGGAGAAACUUCUUGAAUGGAACCUGGCUGAGCUGCUCCCUGCUUUUGAAGCUGAGCAGAUUGAUAGAGAGUGCUUCUAUCUCUUGGACGGAAACAGCUUGACCUCCCUGAUACCUCUCCUUGGGCCACGGCUAAAAUUUCAACGCCAGCUCAAAAAGUUGCUAGAGGACGCAUGGUUCACCCCAGGGAGAAGGCAUAAACCCGCAACAGGCUUUUUGGAAGAGCGUCUCCGUAACGUCCGAAAAAGGCUCCACUCUGGCAGACAUGUAAAUUUAACAUCACAAGUGCCACAAGACACCCGAGUCAUUUUACCAGAACCAACUGUAACUCCAGAGCGGGCCAUCCAGUUGACGGAGUGGCUGAAAAAUAACAUCUGGCCACAGUCCCAGGUUGGUCAACACAUGCUGGAGACUGCCAUCCAUAGGGCACAGUGGAUCCGAGCAAAUGGGACUACAUCAAUGCUAGACAUUAUCACAGAGUUUCCACGCUUAGUGGACACUCCAGGCAUGAUUUCUCAGGAUUUCUCAGUAUUACAUCCGGAGUCCUCUGGGAGAUUAACUGAGAACUGGAAUCCUGUGUUCUCAACAAAGAUCAUUUGCAUGGCCAGGAAAGAGAAGACAGCUGACCUUCUCACCAACAUUGAUUUGCUCUCAGGAGACAAACAAGGCGAUAUAGCCUUGCAGCUGCUGACGGUACUACUCCCAACUGCACCUUACAGACUGGGGAGGAGAGUUUUCCGUCCUAGCAGCCUGGAGAUGCGCAGGGCCUUCAUUGAUGUCAAGCCUAUUGCGACCAACAUGGCAGAGUACUUGAUGAGCUCCACCACAGAGCACCCAUACGUUCUAAUGCUGGGGGAAGGACAUCAGUGUUCACAAGCUUUUGUCAUUAUAAAUGGGGCAGCCUUGGAGCAAUCAUCUCUUUUGGCUGCUGUGGAUGUCUGUUUUAAGGCAUUUUUUGUGUUCGAUGUCAGUUAUCCGAAACCUUGUGCUACAGUUUGGGAGUUCAUCCAGACUACGGUCUUUCAAAUACCAGGACAUGAAUCAAACGCUGUCAAAUUAAUGAGAGCUCAGAUUGCUACAAUGUAGUUUUUAAUGGCACACAGUUGCGUUAAAGGUCCCAUGACAUGCUGCUUUUU
Perca flavescens (yellow perch) is the source of this 1275-nucleotide messenger RNA. RefSeq lists its product as uncharacterized. The coding region runs from base 125 to 1225 and encodes 366 amino acids. Lineage: Eukaryota; Metazoa; Chordata; Actinopteri; Perciformes; Percidae. The record is from RefSeq and is a predicted model, not a curated record. The transcript is spliced from 8 exons.